AGUUUUACUCGAGUGUAGGAGUGAUUACCGGACGAACGAUUGCCCAGGGACACAGUAUGUGCGUUAGCUAGUCAUGCGGCUGCUGAUCAGUCAGGAUCUAACGUUCCAAAAAAAACCGUAACAACCAAACGUAAAUACAUUCUAUAAAAGUUGGUUAAAUUAAUCAUAUUAUGAUUCGUUUCACGUGGCGCGACCUCCUAGCCGUGUUUGCGUUUACGGUGAUCGCAUUCCAAUCACAAGUUUCCGCUAAAAAAGACUUAAGUGGAACCGCAGCUCCAUCAACUGACUCAUCAACUCCUUCAUAUAGAUCGGGGGCUAAAGAACAUCACGCAGAACCUAUAAUAGAAGAAGUCACAUCUAAGCAAUUAGAAAAAGUAUUAAAUGAAAAGGAUUACGUGGCUGUUUUUUGGUAUACUAGAAGUUGUCACACUUGUGAUAAAGUAUUAGAAGAACUUGAAAAAAUUGACGACGACACAGAUUCAUUUGGGGUAGAUUUUGUAAAAAUUAACGACAAACGAUUAGCUAAGCAUUAUGGAAUUAAAACAUUCCCUGCACUUACAUAUUUCAGAGACAAAGAACCUAUUAUUUAUGAUGGUGAUUUAAUGGAUGAAGAUUCAGUGCUAGAAUUUUUAACUAGCUUAGAGGCUUUAGAUUUACCUGAUCGCAUAGAAGAAGUUAAUGCGAAGAUUUUGAAAAAAAUUAUUGAAGACACGGAAUAUGUUGCGGUUUUAUUUUAUAAAUCUGGCUGUAAAAAAUGCGCAAAAGCAUUACAAGAACUUGAAAAUAUCGAUGACGAAGCAGAUCAAUUGGGAAUUGGAUUUGUUAAAAUACACGACGCAAGUUUAGCUGAUGAAUAUAAUUUAGGAGAUUUGCCUAAGCUGGUAUAUUAUCGCCAUCAAAUACCAAUUAUUUAUGAACAUGAAUUGACAAAGGAAGAAGACGUUCUUGAGUGGUUAGUUCAAAAUAAAUCCACAGGAGACGAAGAAGAUAUAAUUGAAGAUGUUUCUGCCAAAACUUUAGACACGCUAAUCGAGUCUGUUGAUAAUCUCGUGGUACUAUUUUAUGAUAACGAUGAUGAAGAUUCUUUAAGAGUUUUAAACGAAUUGGAAAAAAUUGAUGAUGACUGCGAUCGUCAUGGUAUACAAUUUGUCAAAAUAGAAGAUCCAUUAGCUGCUCUAUCGUUUGGCUUAGAAUCUGUUCCAGCUGUUGUUUAUUUCGAAAAACAAAUACCAAAUAUUUACGAUGGUGAUAUUGAAAAUGAAGACGAACUUUUACAGUGGCUUAUUGAUCAAUUGCAGAAAGAUGAAAUAGAAGAUAUUACAAAUGAGAUGAUGGAUCGUCUCAUUAAAGAAGGAAAGAAUAUAGCAGUACUUUUUUAUGACAAUAAUGAUAAGAAAUCACAAAGAGCUAUAAAUGAACUUGAAAAUAUAGAUGAUGAAUGCGAUGCUCUUGGAAUAGCAUUUGUUAAAAUUGAUGACGACGAAGAAGCUAAACUUUAUGGAAUAGAAACUUAUCCUUCAUUAUUAUAUUUUGAAAAUGGAGUACCUACUCUUUACAACGGAGAUUUAGAAGAUGAAGAUAAGGUUUUAGAAUGGUUGAGUUAUCAAGCUAAACACGACGAAAUUGAAGAUGUUACAGAUGAAAUGCUGGAUAUAUUAAUUAAUAAACUCUCAAAUGUUGCCGUUUUGUUUUACGACAAAAAUCAAAAAAAAAGUCAAAAAGUAUUAGUGGAAUUAGAAAAUAUUGACGAUGAAUGUGACCAAAAUGGAAUAGCAUUUGUAAAAAUAAAUAAUCUAGAUGAGGCUCAAGAAUAUGGUAUAACAAGUGUACCAAAAUUAUUAUAUUUUGAAAAAAGGAUACCACACAUCUAUCAUGGAGAUUUACUUAAAGAAGAAGAAGUCUUAAGCUGGUUAAUUCAUCAAAAACGUCAUUCAGAAAUUCCAGAUGUUACUGAUGAAAUUGUAGAUAAACUUAUAGAAUCUGAGCCUUAUCUGGCUGUAUUAUUUUAUGACAAGGAUGACAAGGAAGAUAUUCGAGUAUUAAAUGAACUAGAAAACAUUGAUGAUAAAUUAGAAAAAGAAGGUAUUGUUAUCGUACGGUUGGACGAUGAUGCUGAAGCAAAAGAAUAUGGAAUAGAUCAUUUGCCCACUUUAGUUUACUUUGAAAAUAAAAUACCAGCAAUUUACGAAGGAGAUCUUAUUAACGAGGAUGAAGUACUUAAAUGGCUAAUAGAACAAAAAAAUACCGCCACCAUUGAAGAAGUUACCGAUGAGAUUCUUAAAAAUUUAAUAAAUGAACAUGAAUACGUUUUAGUAUAUUUUAGUGGUAGAUGCGAAGAAGGUGAAGAAUGUGACAAUAUAUUGGAUGGAUUUGAAAAUAUCGAUGAUGAACUUGACGAAAGUGGAAUAGUUUUUGUCACAACCGAAGACGCGUCUAUUGCAAGAGAAUACGGAAUAAAAACUUUCCCUUCGUUGGUAUUUUUUAGAAAUAAAGAACCUCUAGUGUAUACUGGAGAUCUAGAAGAUGAAGAUGAAGUCCUUACCUGGCUACUUGAUGAAGAAACACUCAAAGUGCCAGGACGAAUUGAAGAAGUAAAUACUAAAAUGUUAGAAAAAAUAUUGGAUGAAAAGAAAUAUGUUGUUGUAUUUUUUUAUAAAGAAGGAGAUAAAAAAAGUCAAAAGAUCAUAACUGAAUUAGAAAACAUUGAUGACGAGUGUGAAGAAAAAAAUAUACAGUUUCUUAAAACUUCAGAUAAUGGAAUUCAAAAAGAAUAUGACUUGCCUAGUUUACCAACUCUUAUAUUUUAUAGAAAUAAAUUCAGAAAAAUUUAUUCUGGAGAUUUGAUGCACGAAGAAGCUAUUUUAGAGUGGGUUCUCGACUUACAUGAGUCCGAACCUGAUUUUAUUGAAAGUGUGGACAGAAAAACACUUCAGACUUUAAUUAACGACGUUGAACAUUUGGCAGUAUUUUUUUAUGAUAAUAAGUGUGAAGCUUGUCCAAGUAUAUUGGACGAAUUAGAAACAAUAGAUGAUGAUACAGAUAAAGAAGGAAUUCAAUUUGUUAAAUCCACUGAUUCAAAAUUAGCAUCAGAAAUAGGUAUAUUUAGUUUUCCUGCAUUGGUUUACUAUGAAACAAGCGUUCCAAUUAUGUAUGAUGGAGAUAUUUCUGAUGAAAAAGAGGUAUUACGCUGGAUGAUUAAACAAAAAACUGAUGAAAGUAUAGAAAACAUUGAUAGAACAAAAUUGUUUGACUAUAUUGACACUCAAGACUUUUUAGCAGUUGUAUGGUAUAUUGAGGGUGACCCGAGAGUUCCGAGAGUUUUAAGACAUAUUGAACUAAUUGAUGAUGAAGCAGCUGAAUAUGGUAUUAAAGUAGUUAAAUGCAGUGAUAGAUUGAUGGCAAAAAAACACGGUUUUCGAAAUCCACCAGGAAUUUCUUACUUCCGAAAAACUAAGUACAUAAACUAUGAUGGUGACAUCGAUGACGAUGAAGAAAUUUUAGAUUGGUUAACCGAUCCUUCCAAUAUGGAGCUAACAGAACACAUAGAAAAAGUAAAUAGAAAAAUGUUUUUAAAGAUAAGACAAACCUCAGAAAACGUAGCCGUAUUUUUCUAUAGUGAUGAUUGUAAACAAUGUAAACAAGUUCUAAUGGAAAUCGAGCAUAUCGAUGACGAUGCUGAUGCUGCUGGUAUAGAUUUUGUUAAAAUCGAUGAUAAAAAAUUAGCAAAAGAAUGUGGAGUAUUUGCAUUGCCAGCGAUAGUUUUCUUUAAAAUUGGUUCAAAAGAACCUACUAUUUAUGCAGGAAACUUAUAUGAAGAAUCAGAUAUAUUAAAUUGGCUUAUGGUGCAAAAAAAUCCUCACGGUGAAAUAAUUGAAGAGCUUGAAGGUGUAGAGUUAAGAAAUGUAAUUUCGUCAUCGGAAUCAAUUGCGGUAUACUUUUGGAAUCAAACACUGUGUGACCGCUGUAAAGCGUCUUACACAAAAACAUUUCGCAGACAUCAUAAGUCGCAACAGCCAAAUGAAGAUAAAAGCAACAAGCCAAAAAAGGAUAUAAAACCAGAACUUUCCACACAAACAAUUGUUGACAAUGAUGAAAUAACUGACAAUAACGAUGAUGAUGUCGAUAUUGAUAAUGAUAAUAAUGAGAAUGAUAAUAUCGAUGAUUUUGAAGAUGAAGUAAACAAUGAAAAUGAUAACGAAGACGAAUGUGAUCAGUGUACAAAUAUAUUGGAAGAACUAGAAAAUAUUGAUGAUGAUUGUGAAAGACAUGGGAUAUCAUUUAAAAAAACACAGGAUAUGGAAGCAGUAGAACUAUAUGGAGUUUCAAAAUUGCCAUCUUUAGUAUACUUUGAGCACGGAGUACCAAAUUUAUUCGGAGGCGAUUUGAAAGAAGAAGAAGAAGUGUUACAAUGGUUGAUUACGCAAAGAACAGAGGACAGAAUUGAAUUAGUAACUCGAGCAAUGUUAGAAUCACUUAUCGAAGAAACACAAUAUUUGGCAGUCUACUUUUACAAACAGGCUUGUCAAAUUUGCGAUCAAAUUCUCGAUGAUUUAGAAAAAGUUGACGAUGAGUGCGACUUGUAUGGUAUACACAUGGUGAAAAUUCAAGACCCUCAAUUAGCUAAGAGAUAUUCGAUCAAAACUUUUCCUGCACUGGUAUACUUCAGAAAUGGAAAUCCUCUAUUGUUUGAAGGAGAUUUGCAAAAUGAAGAAUCAGUUCUUGAAUGGUUAAUUGAUGAUGAUAAUAGGGAACUUGCCGAUGAAAUUGAAGAAGUUAAUAGUCGUAUGCUAGAAAGGCUUCUUGAUGAAUCACUACUUUUAGCUGUUUUUUUUUAUAAUGAAGACUGUGAAGAUUGUGAAGAUAUUUUAGAAGAAUUAGAAAUAAUUGAUGGCGAAGCUGAUUUAUUUGGUAUUGAUAUGAUCAAAAUAUCCGAUCCAGAUGCAGCUUCAAAGUAUAAUAUUAUGAGUUUACCAUCUUUGGUCUACUUUCGAAAAAGAGUACCUCAAAUUUAUGAUGGCGAUUUAGCAGACGAAGACAAAGUACUGUCUUGGCUUACUUCUCAAGAUGUGUUUGAGAUUAAAAAUGAGAUCGAUGAAGUGAAUAAAAAAAUGCUCACCAAAUUACUUAAUGAAAAUGAAUUUGUUACUGUUUUCUUUUAUGAAAAUGACGUUGUAGAAAGUGAAGAUGUACUAUCAAAGUUGGAAAAUAUCGAUGAUGAAACUAGCACAAUGGAUAUAACAUUUGUAAAAAUGGCUGAUGCCAGAUAUGCACGUAAAUGGGGAGUAACUAAACUUCCCGCAAUAGUUUACUUCCGGAAUAAAUUUCCAAGUAUUUAUAGAGGACGUCUUGAUUCCGAAAUUGAAGUACUGGAAUGGUUGAAGAAAACUCGUUACCGUGAACCUGAACUUAAUCUGUUUAUGUAUGUUAUGAUAACAAUAUCGUUAGCUUUCGUUUUGUACACAAUAUUGCUAGUCUAUGGUUUCAAAAAAAUUACUUGCACGCAAGUUAAACCUACAUGAAAAAAAAAAUUCAUUAUCUUUUUUUAGAGUAAAUUAAUUCAAAUAUUUAAAAUUAAAAACAACAAGACUAAUUGUGGGUAACAAAACGUGUUAUUUUCAUCUUAAAGGGGUACCAUCUAAAAAGAGGAAUAGUAUUCAAUAUAAAAUAAAAAUUUAUGUUAUCGAUAAUUUUACCACUUAGAAAAUGUUCAAAUGCAUAAUUUCUGAUGUCAUUAUUGAAUAUUGUUCCUUUUUUAUCAAAAAAUUUUAUAAUUUUAUCAAUAUUUUCCAUUCUUGGGAAUAACACAAUUAGACUUACUGCCCUACAAUUGUCUUAACGAAACAUAAAUAUUUUAAAGAUAAAAUUUUAUAAAUUCCAGAUGUAGUUAGUACAUCAGUUUAGUUAGUACAAUAUUCAAUAAAAAAUAUUUUUUUACAUUUUUUAUGAUUAUGACUACAUUAUAUUUUUUGCAAUAUUU
Messenger RNA from Daktulosphaira vitifoliae (grape phylloxera), 5977 nucleotides. RefSeq lists its product as uncharacterized. Lineage: Eukaryota; Metazoa; Arthropoda; Insecta; Hemiptera; Phylloxeridae. The record is from RefSeq and is a predicted model, not a curated record. The transcript is spliced from 31 exons. Bases 171 to 5519 code for a protein of 1782 amino acids.